AUGCUAGCUAUCCGAAUUCUGCUCUUCCUAUCCAUAGUCAUUUUUAUCAAUUCUAGGAGAACUGCAAAAAAUAAACGAAUAAUAAUUCUUGUUUUGGGAAGAAUUGACCAAAGUCCGCGUAUGCAAUAUCAUGCACUAAGCUUUGCAAAAGAAGGUUGGAAAGUUGAUUUAGUCGGAUAUCAAGACAAGAAAGGACCUGGUUUGUUUCGGAAUCAUCCAAAUAUAAAAAGCCAUGCAAUACCGACUCUUCCUGAACACCUUGCUUUUCGUUCGCGCUUAUCCUUCCUACUAAUUGCACCGGCGAAAAUACUUCACCAACUAUUGUCACUCCUUUUCAUUUUAUUUAAAAUAAAGCAAGCAUCCUACCUCCUUGUUCAAAAUCCUCCUUCAAUCCCCACAUUCUUUUUGGGACACGUCCUUUAUUUGUUACGCGGGACUCGCUUUGUUAUUGACUGGCAUAAUUUUGGGUAUACUAUUCUUGCUCUUAAAUUAGGGAAGCAACAUCCAUUUGUAAAAGUUUUGCGCAUAUAUGAGCGUGUACUUGCCAAAGGUGCCUUUUGUCAUAUAACUGUUUCCCAUAGCAUGCAGCAAGUAUUGGAAGGAUGGGGACUUCGCCCUUGUCAUGUUUGUUAUGACCGCCCGCCAACUCACUUUCAGCCUUUACAAGCUGCAGCUCGAAAGUCUAAUUUGCAAGUAAUCCCUGCCGAUUUCGACCCCAGAAAAGAGAAGCUUUUAGUUACUUCUACAUCUUGGACUCCUGAUGAGAACAUAUAUGCCCUUUGGGAUGCUCUUAAAAUGUACAGUGAAACUCAAAAUGCUGUACCGCUUCUCGUUCUUGUUACUGGUAAAGGGCCAGGAAAGGCCGAUUUUGUAAAUCACAUACAAGAGAACCGUCUCGAAAAAGUUCGGUUUUGUCUACCUUGGUUUAGUUCUGAAGAUUAUCCUCGAGCUAUCGCAUGCGCAGAUUUUGGAGUUUCUCUUCACCAAAGUUCUAGUGGCUACGACUUACCUAUGAAAGUAGUAGAUUUAUUUGGAUGUGGUGUUCCCGUUGUCGCUUGGAAUUUUCCUGCUAUUUCUGAGCUUGUUCAUGAUAAUGAAAACGGUUUCAUUGUUGACGAUUCCGUCAAGCUUUAUAAAAAAAUUGAGAUGCUUUGUUCUGAUGAACGUAUACUUCGAUCUGUACGACAAGGUGCUCUCGAGGAAUCUAAACUUCGUUGGGACGAUGAAUGGAUAAAGACAAUCCCUAAUUUGUUUAUUGUAGAAUCUAGUUAG
Messenger RNA from Schizosaccharomyces osmophilus, 1272 nucleotides. RefSeq names its product mannosyltransferase complex subunit Alg1 (gene alg1). The record is from RefSeq and is a predicted model, not a curated record. The coding region runs from base 1 to 1272 and encodes 423 amino acids. Gene Ontology annotation, molecular function: mannosyltransferase activity. The transcript has 4 exons. Gene Ontology annotation, cellular component: endoplasmic reticulum. NCBI's taxonomy places the organism in Eukaryota, Fungi, Ascomycota, Schizosaccharomycetes, Schizosaccharomycetales, Schizosaccharomycetaceae.